CUUGUACAAUUACAAACAUUAAUGGUGGUCAGAGAUGCAUUUUACAUGAGAUGCAGUUGGUAAUUGUCCAUUCUAAGAAAUCUGGCAACAUCAGUAAAAACUCUUUUUGAGGGAGCUACAAUCUGCUGCUUUCUAACAGACUUUAUGUCAGAAUGUUGCGCCCAGCCACAUCACUUGCAUUAUGUUCGCAUUUUGAAUCAGAAAGUAGCAGGACCUUGUGUUAGCUUGCUAUGUAGCUAGGCGGCACCGGCUAGAUCUUGUGAACGUGCCGAGGAGUUCACGCUAGCAUGCGUUAGCUAGAUUGAGCUAGUCGUGUUCCGUGACAUUUUAUUUAGCUCGCUGCUGGGUGUAAUGGUUAACUGGAAUCAGCAACGCUGUUAAGCUUGAAUACAUAAAACAUUAUCUGGCGUGUUAACUCGAUAGAUAACACUUAUUUGUAUGAGCGUCUGUUUCCGCGUCAGAUCUAAUUGGGCUAUCUUGUGUUUUUAGCUAUGUAUCUAUCGAAGCUACAUACUGUAGCUAAUAGUUUAGCUGAAGCUAGGUUCCUAGUUAGCCAACUACUUUGCGUCUACUGAUAUAGCUAGCUAGCCAGAUGCCGUGGAAACGUUAAUGGUAAACUGGGAAACAAAUAUGUUGUUGCCCGUCAUGAAAACGAAUUGGUUCGCUUUCUAAAUUUUUUUUCCACAUACGCCAGUAACAAUGUUCAAAACGGACCUAGCCAAAGUCAGCUAACUAGUAAUUAUAUUUUUCCGCCGUUACGGUGGCUACACGACCACAGCCUCCAUGUCCUCUGAACAGGCCCCCUUUCCUGCUGGCGCUACGGGGCUUCUUCGUGGGAACCGAACCAAGUCUUACGGUAGUCUUGUACGUUCUCCCGUGUCACCAGUGCAACAGGGACGGGUAAAACAUCAAGUACAACCAGGGGAUACACUGCAAGGACUCGCGUUGAAGUAUGGCGUAUCAAUGGAACAGAUUAAAAGGGCAAAUAGACUGUACACCAACGACUCCAUAUUCCUGAAGAAGUCACUCUCCAUCCCAGUGCUGACCGACCCUGAUUCACCUAACAAUGGAGUAGAGUCGGCAGAAAAAGUAUCCAGCCAAUCGGCUGAGAGUGACCAUAGAGAGGACCAGAGUCACAAUGUUGGGCAAGACAACGGGACAGGUGAUGGGCAUGCGAGUGGGGUGGAGGGAGAGUCUGACAUCUCACCAAUGGACUUCCUGAAAAGGAUAGAUAGUUCAAUCGACCAGUCCAAACAGGCUGCUGCUAGGAAGAUUGCAGAAGGAGAGAAGGGUGUGGGUCAGUUUCACACCCGCAGAGCCUCAGCCAGUCAGAUUACGGAGUCCCAUAGCUUCAGUUCCUCUCUCAGGACCCACCAGCGGGCCGUGCUGGGGGCUGUCCCACUCACCGUCACCAAAUGCACCAAGAAACUGAAGGACAAGGAGGAUGAGAUCUUUGAACUGUGAUGUCAUUGUUGCCUGUCUUUUAUAGGGAGGCAGGUACAGUAUGCCAUGGUUUUUAUUUUUAAGUCAGCAGGCUUAACUGGCUGAUCCUGAAGUUCUUACCUUAUAAGGUAAGAACUUAAGGAUCAUUGGGUGCUUGUUAUGUUUUUUUUGUUUGUAACAAUUAGCAACAGACAUUUUGCAACAGUUUUCUAAGUAUUCUUGACCUUUUAAUAUAGGCUGGUAUUAAGAAAAAAUGGCAGAAAAAUGCACUGUUCAGUCAUGAUAGAUGUUAUCUUAUGCACUAUUUAUUAAUAGGUGAAGUUCAGGGAUCCUGCAGAAAAAUAAAUAAUUAAAUAUGUGUGUGUCUGUCUGUAUUUUAGAAAAAAAAUGUUUCAGUGUUUAUAGACUUUGUCAUAAGUAUGUGUCAUACUUCGGUGGCAUAUUUGCCAGUUUUAGAUGUUAGACUGGUCAAUAAAAAAACCACCUGCACUCUAGAGCAAGUACACUGAAGCACGUCAGCUCAUUUACAAGGUAAGACUGAUGAAAUGCACAAAUGAGCCCAUUUCUGACGUGUGGGUGUGUGUUUGUGCCUCUGCCAGACUACAAAAAUGUGAAAGAAUAUAGAAUGAGUGUAACUAUUUUAUUCCACGCAAUAGAUCUACUGAUUUGUACCCUUUGCCCAAUAUUAAAAGGGUUUUGUAUAUUGA
Molecule: messenger RNA, 2150 nt
Organism: Anguilla rostrata (American eel)
Lineage: Eukaryota; Metazoa; Chordata; Actinopteri; Anguilliformes; Anguillidae
Gene: lysmd1
Product: LysM, putative peptidoglycan-binding, domain containing 1
Exons: 3
Coding region: 784-1464 (226 amino acids)
Source: RefSeq, a predicted model, not a curated record